This is a messenger RNA of Eleginops maclovinus (Patagonian blennie), 2476 nucleotides long. Its product is annotated as zinc finger protein ZFMSA12A-like. The transcript is spliced from 7 exons. Bases 166 to 2199 code for a protein of 677 amino acids. Lineage: Eukaryota; Metazoa; Chordata; Actinopteri; Perciformes; Eleginopidae. The record is from RefSeq and is a predicted model, not a curated record. Gene Ontology annotation, biological process: regulation of transcription by RNA polymerase II. Gene Ontology annotation, molecular function: DNA-binding transcription factor activity; RNA polymerase II cis-regulatory region sequence-specific DNA binding.
AAACGCCAAUAAACACCAACGAACAAGAAGGAAGUGCAAGCGUCGAGUUGUUGGAUUAGCUGCUAGAAACUAUUUUUUAAAGAAAGUCUGCAAAAGGAAUAUUUUCUCAAUUAGAAAACCUUCCUUAGAAUCAAUUAACUGCUGUGCCUCUUCAAAGGGAAUACAAUGGAGGGCCCCCUGCCUCUGUCCUCGCUGAGGCUCCUGGUGCCACCACUGCGGAUGAUGACGGCUGUGAUGUGGAAGGUGGUUUGUCUGAGGGACAUAGUGCAUUAUGGGAAAGUGGAGGAGUUUGUGUCCUUGGUGACUGAAGCCAUCCCUGACAUCUUUACAGAGAGACAGAUGAGACUGCUCACUCUGGGCUUAAGAUCAAAGAUGAUGUUACAAAUAUUAAGUUCUGAAAAGCCAGAGGAUCUCAGAGAUGUUGAAACACGUUUGAACAGCCUGAUGCAAACUACCUCAAAACUGGCUCAUCCAGGAAAUGAAGCGAUGGAAUCAAACUUUGUCAGGCUUAUUCAGAGACUCCUGGACGACCCAAAAGGGAGAGAGCACUUCCGCAAGAAUGUAUUUCCGGCGGAGUAUGGUUCUGACUUUGACACAGCUCUGGAGACUGUGUUUUGUGAGUUCUUCACCAGACUGGAUAAGUUGGUGCUUAUACCAGACUUUGAGCAGACAGCAAUGUGGAUUGGUGACACACCCACUGCGCUGGAAGAGUACAUGCAGUGUGUAUCCAAAGCGAAUGACCUCAAAGUACUGCUGAGAAGCAAGGCCCAUCUUAGCAAAAUGAACACAAUGGAUACUAGUGUGCCUUCAUUCUCAGAGCAACGGCUCUUCUCAUCAUUAUCUUUACCUCCUUCCCUGCCAGAGACAAACGCUAAAGACUUAGAAUGUAAUACACAAACAUUUCAAAAGCAACAAGAAUCUGAGGCUAUUUCUCUUCAGGACACAUUAGAUAUGGAGAUACAGGAUGUGAUAUGGCAAUCUGAAGAGGACAACAUCACUCUAGAGAGCAGCACUGCAGUACAAACAACAGGAGGGAAAUGCAACGACAGCAUUCUUGAUGCUCCCACUUUGGAGGAAUAUGAUAACGGCUCUUCAGGCAGCUUCCUUUCUCCCUCCAAAUCUACCAAUAGUCCUGUGUUGUCCAGUUCAAUGAUUGGCCCUUCACGGCAGAGAGUUGCACACAAAUGCAGUCAAUGCGGAAAAUGCUACAUUUACCGGUACAAACUCCUGGAGCAUCAGAGGCUGCACACCGGAGAAAACCCUUACAAGUGCUCUCAGUGUGGGAAGUCCUUCAGAAGGAGCUGUGACAUGUCGUCUCACCGGCGGACACAGUGCACGCAAGCUGCUUAUAUUUGCCUCAAAUGUGGGGAUAGCUUUCAAUCACUAAAGGAAAAAUUAAGACACCGAUGUGGUCGCAUUGUCCAAUGGUUUGACUGUUCUCAGUGCGGUAAAAGCUUUAAGAAAAUGCACUUGCUGGAUAAGCAUCAGCUCUCUCACACAAAGAUCCACAACUUCACAUGCAAACAGUGUGGGCAGGUGUACCCAAAUAUGAGUGAGCUGAAGAGCCACCAGAAGACUCAUCCUAAAGAGAUGUCCAACCAGUGCAAUCAGUGUGGGAAAAUAUUCAUCUCUGUCGCCCUUUUGACUGGGCAUGAGCUGCGCCACAAGAAACAGAACCAAAAAAUGUGUGCGCAAUGUGGCAAAGCUUUCAAGAGCAAAUAUGAAGUGUUUCUUCACAUGCGCACUCAUACAGGUGAGAGGCCGUUUCAGUGCACGUACUGCGGCAAAUGUUUCUCCAGAUCGGGUAACCUGAAGGUACACGUAAGGAUCCACACGGGAGAGAAACCAUAUCUUUGCUCUGACUGUGGCAAGGGUUUUGUGUCAGCCGGCGAACUGCAGAUCCACAGACGUGUCCACACAGGGGAAAGGCCAUACAAGUGCACUGUGUGUGGGAAGGGAUUCACCAUGGCGAGCAAAUUGACAUAUCAUAUGCGGGGUCACAGCGGAGAGCGUCCUUACACCUGUACCAUAUGUGGACAAGGAUUUAUUGUUGGCAGAGAUUUAAAAAUACAUACAUUGAAACAUACCGGGUUUAAACCCUACCCUUGUCAAAUGUGUGCAAAGGCUUACACAUGCAUCACUCACCUGAAGAGACACUUGAAAAAAACUCACAAUGUAGUGCAAGACCAGACUGUCUAAUUGAAUAGAGUACCAUAUGCCGCCUUAAGAAAGUGAAUGUGUUUUCAUUCAUCUAACCUGGACUCAUUUUUGUGAUAACUUUAUAAACUUGGUUUUUUCUCUCGCCUUCUCCUGUAAGGACUAUGUUUUGUCUUGGCUGUUUUAUUUACCUGGUUUGUUGGAUCUGUUGCACUGGGUACAAUUACAUUUGUGUUGGCAAUUUCUUUCUGUGAAGCUGUCGAACAUGUGUUUAAAUUGCCUCUAAGAAAACACACAGUAAAACUUGCUAUCAAGUGUA